AUGUACCAAAGAACAUUUUAUCUAAUAGUUAAAACUUGGUCUAGUGGAAAUGCUGACAUUGAUAAGAUUAUACAAGAAUCUCAAAUAAAUUACAUUUAUGAAAAGUUGCAUUGGUUACCUUAUGAUAAUUUUCAAAAAAUCAAACACAUAGCAGAUGGAGGUCAUGGAUCUGUGCAUUCUGCUGAAUUAAAAAAUGCAAUGAAAGGGAAAUGGAAUUUUAUCAAACAAGAUUGGAAGUAUGAUUUAAUAAGCGCCGAAAUUACUUUGAAAGAAAUAAAAGAUUCUAGAUAUACAACUAAUUUCUUAAAUUGGUAUGUUUCUUUAUAUUUAAAUAUAAAUUCAUGUAAAUUUGAAGAUGAUUUAAUUUUAAAUGCUAAUACCAAAAAUAACAAAAUUUCUGGAUCAAUUCCGUAUAUUUCAUCUGAGGUAUUAAGGGGAAAUGAAUUUACAAGGGAGGGUGAUAUUUAUAGUUUUGGUGGAAUUAUGUAUGAAAUAGUUACUGCACAGCGACCAUUUGCUGACCAAGAACAUGAUACUUAUUUGAUGAUUGUUAUAUGUAAUGUGGAUAAUGAUGUUAUGCGUCAACUUCAAAUUGAAAAAAAAUACAUCAAAAUCUCAAAAACGAGAAUUAUCUUAAUUAUUUUUACUGCAAAUAAGUUACAUUCACAAUCAUGUUACAGUACAUUAGUCGAUAUACUCAUACUCUUCAUGCAUGAUUUAUUGGAAGAUCUCAAAUCUGGAAAAUCAUCAGUCUUGGAUUGGGUUGUGGUUCCCAAGAAUGUGUCCGAACUCAAUAAUACUCAAGGAAUAUUUGAGUUAAAAUGGAAAAAAAUUAAAUUAUCAAAUUAUAAAAGAG
Molecule: messenger RNA, 856 nt
Organism: Diversispora eburnea
Lineage: Eukaryota; Fungi; Glomeromycota; Glomeromycetes; Diversisporales; Diversisporaceae
Source: the annotation of a GenBank genome assembly